Epinephelus fuscoguttatus (brown-marbled grouper) is the source of this 2499-nucleotide messenger RNA. Its product is annotated as extracellular calcium-sensing receptor-like. Gene Ontology annotation, biological process: G protein-coupled receptor signaling pathway. NCBI's taxonomy places the organism in Eukaryota, Metazoa, Chordata, Actinopteri, Perciformes, Serranidae. The transcript has 11 exons. The record is from RefSeq and is a predicted model, not a curated record. Gene Ontology annotation, cellular component: membrane. Gene Ontology annotation, molecular function: G protein-coupled receptor activity. The coding region runs from base 4 to 2499 and encodes 831 amino acids.
CUGAUGGUAAAGUCUAUUCUAGGUAGCGUUUAUCAGGCAGGAGAUGUAGUGAUUGGGGGUCUGUUCCCUGUUCAUGUGAAGGCACCGCAGCCUGAGCUGGAUUUUCGAAGUGAGAAGGUUAAUGCUUCCUGUGAAAUUUUUAACCAGCGAGCUUAUCGCUGGCUUCAGGCUAUGAUUUUUGCUGUGGAGGAAAUUAACAGUAACCCAGACCUCCUGCCGAACUUCACCCUCGGCUAUCUGGCAGCUGAUACUUGCCUUGCAGAGAGAACCACUCUGUUAGCAGCCAUGGCUAUGAUAACUGGACAGGAAGUUCAUUUGGCAAACUCAGAAUGUGGAUCUGUGCCUACAGUGCCAGUUAUUGUUGGCGAUGCACGCUCUUCAGCCUCGAUUGUUGUGGCAAACACCCUUGGGGUGUUUGAUGUACCCAUGGUGAGCUACUUAGCCUCCUGUGUGUGUUUGAGUGAUAACAGAAGGUACCCGCUGUUCUUCCGCACAAUGCCCAGCGAUGCUGCACAAGCUUGGGCCAUGGCUGAACUGCUGCACCUAAUGGGGUGGACUUGGGUGGGGCUGGUGUCUGCGGAUGAUGAUUAUGGCAGAUUUGGGAUGCAAAUGUUAAUGGAUGCACUCAGGGGAACUGAGGUGUGUGUUGCUUACCAUGAAGUGAUUCCAAAGGACUAUCCAAAGAUGACAAUGCAGAGGAUUGUUGAAACCAUCCAGAAAUCCACUGCCAGAGCCGUGGUAACAUUUCUCAUAGACCAGGAUGCCAAGGCUUUGUUUGAGGAAGUAGUCCACCAGAAUGUGACGGAUAAGCAGUGGAUUGCUAAUGAGGCUUGGGUUACGUAUAGCACUGUCUCCAUCCCUCGCAACAUUCCUUCAUUGGCUGGGACCAUAGGAUUUGCUCUGCGAAAGGCCGAUAUCCCUGGAGUGGGAGCCUUUCUGGCUCGCUUAAAUCCCAGCCUGAGUUCACCUGAGUCUGACCCUUUUAUGAAGGAGCUCUGGGAAACACUGUUUGGAUGCUCUCUUAGUGCUGGCCUGGGAGAGACUUUAUGUUCAGGCUCAGAGGUCAUAGGCAUUGGGGAGAGCUUGUACACAGAUGUGUCCCAGCUACGAAUCACAUAUAAUGUCUACAAGGCUGUGUACGCUAUUGCUCACGCAAUAAAAAAUAUGCUGGCCUGUGAACCUGGAGGAGGUCCCUUCCUGCAAGGCCAGUGUCCUGACAUCCGGAGGCUGCAGCCUGUACAAAUAGCCCACUACCUACGAGAAGUGAACUUCACAACACCUUUGAAAGAAUGGAUGAACUUUGACGAGAACGGGGACCCACCUGCCUCAUAUGACAUUAUCAACUGGCAUGUGACACCUCAGGGAACAAUAGAGUUCGUCACUGUUGGCCAUUUUGUGUCAACCCAAGGAUCAGAUGGUCAGUUUCACAUUGACAUGGACAAAUUAAUGUGGGGAGGACACAGCAGACAUAAGGUUCCUGUGUCUGUGUGCAGCAAUCCGUGUCUUCCUGGUACAAGAAAAGCUGUGCAGAAAGGGAAACCUGUGUGCUGCUUUGACUGUCUGCCAUGUGCUGAGGGAGAAAUCAGCAACCAGACAGGAUCACUGGAGUGUAUUAGGUGUCCUGAUCGCUUUUGGUCCAACUCAAACCACACAGUGUGCAUUCCCCAGCAGGUGGAUUUCCUUUCGUACAAUGACACCAUGGGAAUCGUCCUCUCCGUCAUCUCAGCCGUCGGGGCAACACUGACAGCUGCCACAUUUGCCACCUUCCUUUACUACCGACACACACCUUUGGUGCGAGCCAACAACUCAGAGGUGAGCUUCAUGCUCCUGCUAUCACUCAAGUUGUGCUUUUUAUGUUCCCUGGCUUUCAUUGGACGACCAGUGGCUUGGUCCUGCAUGCUAAGACAUACACUGUUUGGAAUCAGCUUUGUUUUGUGUGUCUCCUGUCUGCUGAGCCGCACCGUGGUGGUCCUGGUGGCCUUUCGUUCCACGUUGCCGGGGGAGAACCUGAUGCGUUAUGUGGGUCCUGCUCAACAGCGGUUGGGCAUCUCCAUCUGCACCCUGGUACAGGUGCUGAUCUGUGUGCUGUGGCUGACCCUGGCUCCUCCUCAGCCUGCAGAAAGAGACAUCAUGGACCACUGGGGACCCAAGAUCAUUCUUGAAUGUGCGAUUGGCUCUGUGGUGGGCUUCUCAUUGGUUCUGGGCUACAUUGGCCUGCUGGCCUGUCUCAGCCUCCUCUUGGCCUUUCUAGCAAGAAAACUCCCAGACAACUUUAAUGAGGCCAAAUUGAUCACCUUCAGCAUGCUGAUCUUCUGUACUGUCUGGGUGGCCUUUGUGCCCGCCUACAUUAGCUCUCCUGGGAAGUACACUGUCGCAGUGGAGAUUUUUGCCAUCCUGGCUUCAAGUUAUGGCCUUCUGUUCUGUAUCUUUGCCCCAAAGUGUUUUAUUAUUCUUCUGAGGCCUGAGAGAAACACUAAAAAACAAGUGAUGGCCAGAUAG